AUGGCAGAACGAGUCAAUCUAGUCUUUCACAAUAAAGUAAUAGAUGGAACUGCCAUUAAAAGACUUAUUAGCAGAUUAAUAGAUCACUUCGGAAUGGCAUAUACAUCACACAUUCUGGAUCAAGUAAAGACUCUGGGUUUCCAGCAAGCCACUGCUACAUCCAUUUCAUUAGGGAUUGAUGAUCUUUUAACGAUACCCUCUAAAGGAUGGUUAGUACGAGAUGCUGAACAACAAAGUUUGACUUUGGAAAAACACCAUCAUUAUGGGAAUGUACACGCAGUAGAAAAAUUACGCCAAUCCAUUGAGGUAUGGUAUGCUACAAGUGAAUAUUUGCGACAAGAAAUGAAUCCUAAUUUUAGGAUGACCGACCCUUUUAAUCCAGUCCAUAUAAUGUCUUUUUCGGGAGCCAGAGGAAAUGCAUCUCAAGUACACCAAUUAGUAGGUAUGAGAGGAUUAAUGUCGGAUCCUCAAGGACAAAUGAUUGAUUUACCUAUUCAAAGCAAUUUACGCGAAGGACUGUCGUUAACAGAAUAUAUCAUUUCUUGCUACGGAGCCCGCAAAGGAGUUGUGGAUACUGCUGUCCGAACAUCAGAUGCUGGAUAUCUUACGCGCAGACUUGUUGAAGUAGUUCAACACAUUGUUGUACGUAGAACAGAUUGUGGGACCAUCCGAGGGAUUUCUGUGAGUCCUCGAAAUGGGAUGAUGCCGGAACGAAUUUUUAUUCAAACAUUAAUUGGUCGUGUAUUAGCGGACGAUAUAUAUAUGGGCUCACGAUGCAUUGCCAUUCGAAACCAAGAUAUUGGAAUUGGACUUGUCAAUCGAUUCAUAACCUUUCGAACACAACCAAUAUCUAUCCGAACCCCCUUUACUUGUAGGAGUCCAUCUUGGAUCUGUCGAUUAUGUUAUGGUAGGAGUCCUACUCAUGGUGACCUGGUCGAAUUGGGAGAAGCUGUCGGUAUUAUUGCGGGUCAAUCUAUUGGAGAACCAGGGACUCAACUAACAUUAAGAACUUUUCAUACGGGUGGAGUGUUCACAGGUGGCACUGCAGGACAUGUACGAGCCCCCUCUAAUGGAAAAAUCAAAUUCAAUGAGCAUUUGGUUCAUCCCACACGUACGCGUCAUGGGCAUCCCGCCUUUCUAUGUUCUAUAGACUUGGAUGUAACUAUUGAGAGUGAAGAUAUUAUACAUAACGUGACUAUUCCACCAAAAAGUUUUCUUUUGGUUCAAAAUAAUCAAUAUGUAGAAUCAGAACAAGUGAUUGCUGAGAUUCGCGCGGGAACAGAUACUUUAAAUUUUAAAGAAAGGGUUCGAAAACAUAUUUAUUCUGACUCAGAGGGAGAAAUGCACUGGAGUACCGAUGUGGACCAUGCGCCUGAAUUUACAUAUAGCAAUGUCCAUCUUUUACCAAAAACAAGUCAUUUAUGGAUAUUAUCGGGAGGUUCGUGCAGAUCCAAUGGAGUCCCCUUUUCACUCCACAAGGAUCAAGAUCAAAUAAAUCUUCGGUCUCUUUCUGUCAAACGAAGAUAUCUUUCUAGUCUCUCAGUGAAUAAUGAUCAAAUCAGAUCGAAAUUGUGUAGUUCUGAUUUUUCUGGUAAAAAAAAAGAAGAUAGGAGUCCGGAUUAUUCAGAAAUUAAUCGAAUCAUAUGUACUGGUCAUUGUAAUCUCACAUAUCCUGCUAUCCUCCACGAGAAUUCUGAUUUAUUGGCAAAAAGGCGAAGAAAUAGAUUUGUCAUUCCAUUCCAAUCGAUUCAAGAACGAGAGAAAGAACUAAUGCCUCAUUCGGGUAUAUCGAUUGAACUACCCAUAAAGGGUAUUUUCCGUAGAAAUAGUAUUCUUGCUUAUUUCGAUGAUCCUCGAUACAGAAGAAAGAGUUCGGGAAUUACUAAAUAUGGGACUAUAGGGAUGCAUUCAAUGGUUAAAAAAGAGGAUUUGAUUGAGUAUCGAGGAAUCAAAGAAUUUAAGCAAAAAUACCAAAUGAAAAUAGAUCGAUUUUUUUUCAUUCCCGAAGAAGUACAUAUUUUACCUGAAUCUUCUUCGAUAAUGGUACGGCACAAUAGUUUGAUUGGAGUAGAUACACGAAUCACUUUAAAUACAAGAAGCCGAGUGGGCGGAUUAGUCCGAGUGGAGAGAAAAAAAAAAAGGAUUGAAGUGAAAAUCUUUUCGGGAGAUAUCCAUUUUCCUGGAGAAACGGAUAAGAUAUCCCGACACAGUGGCAUCUUGAUACCACCAGGAACAGGAAAAACAAAUUCUAAGGAAUCAAAAAAAUUGAAAAAUUGGAUCUAUGUCCAAAGGAUCACAUCUACUAAGAAAAAGUAUUUUGUUUUAGUUCGACCCGUAGUAACAUAUGAAAUAGGGGACGGUAUAAAUUUAGCAACACUCUUUCCCCCGGAUUUGUUCCAAGAAAAGGAUAAUAUGCAACUUCGAGUUGUCAAUUAUAUUGUUUACGGAAAUGGAAAACCAAUUCGGGGAAUUUCUGGCACAAGUAUUCAAUUAGUUCGAACUUGUUUAAUUUUGAAUUGGGACGAAGACGAAAAAAGUUCUUCUAUCCAAGAGGCCCGUGCUUCCUUUGUUGAAGUAAGUACAAAUGGCCUGAUUCGAGAUUUUCUAAGAAUCGACUUAGUGAAAUCCCCUAUUUUGUAUCUCAGAAAAAGGAAUGAUCCGUCAGGCUCAGGAUUGAUCUUUGAUAAUGUGUCAGAUCACACCCAUAUCAAUCCUUUUUAUUCUAUUUAUUCCAAGACAAAGAUUCAACAAUCACCUAGCCAAAAUCACGGAACUAUUCGCACUUUGUUAAAUAAAAAUAAGGAAUGCCCAUCUUUGAUAAUUUUGUCAUCAUCUAAUUGUUUUCAAAUGGGUCCAUUCAAUGAUGCAAAAUAUCACAAUGUGAUAAAAGAAUCAAUUAAAAAAGAUCCUAUAAUUCAAAUUAGGAAUUCGAUUGGCCCUUUAGGAACAGUCCUUCAAAUUGUGAAUUUUUAUUCAUUUUACGAUUUAAUAACUCAUAAUCAGGUUUUAGUAACUAAAUAUUUGCAACUUGAAAAUUUAAAACAGACCUUUCAAGCACUUAAAUAUUAUUUAAUGGAUGAAAAUGGGAGGAUUUAUAAUCCUGAUCCAUGCAGUAACAUCGUUUUGAAUUCAUUCAAUUUGAAUUGGUAUUUUCUCCCUUACAAUAAUUAUGAUAAUUAUUGUGAAGAAACAUCUCCAAUAAUCAGUCUUGGACAGUUUAUUUGUGAAAAUGUAUGUAUAGCAAAAAAUGGACCAUACUUAAAAUCGGGUCAAGUUUUGAUUGUUCAACUUGACUCUGUAGUAAUAAGAUCCGCUAAGCCUUAUUUAGCCACUCCAGGAGCAACUGUUCAUGGCCAUUAUGGAGAAAUCCUUUACGAAGGAGAUACAUUAGUUACAUUUAUAUAUGAAAAAUCGAGAUCCGGCGAUAUAACGCAGGGUCUUCCAAAGGUGGAACAAGUGUUAGAAGUGCGUUCAAUUGAUUCAAUAUCAAUGAACCUAGCAAAAAGAGUUGAGGGUUGGAACGAGCAUAUAACAAGAAUUCUUGGAAUUCCUUGGGGAUUCUUGAUUGGUGCUGAGCUAACUAUAGUGCAAAGUCGUAUAUCUUUGGUUAAUAAGAUCCAAAAGGUUUAUCGAUCCCAAGGGGUACAAAUCCAUAAUAGGCACAUAGAAAUUAUUGUACGCCAAAUAACAUCAAAAGUCUUAGUUUCCGAGGAUGGAAUGUCUAAUGUUUUUUUACCUGGAGAACUAAUUGGAUUGUUGCGAGCGGAACGAACGGGGCGCGCUUUGGAAGAAUCGAUCUGUUACAGGGCCGUCUUAUUGGGAAUAACAAGAACAUCUUUGAAUACUCAAAGUUUCAUAUCUGAAGCGAGUUUUCAAGAAACUGCUCGAGUUUUAGCCAAAGCUGCUCUCCGGGGUCGGAUCGAUUGGUUGAAAGGCCUAAAAGAGAACGUUGUUAUAGGAGGGAUGAUACCCGUUGGUACCGGAUUCAAAGGAUUAGCGCACCGUUCAAGGCAACAUAAGAAUAUUCCUUUGGAAAUAAAAAAUAAUAAUUUUUUCGAGGGCGAAAUCAAAGAUAUUUUGUUCCACCACAGAGAAUUAUUUGAUUCUUGCAUUUCAAAGAAUUUCCAUGAAACACCAGAACAAUCAUUUAGAGGAUUUAAUAAUUCCUAA
Molecule: messenger RNA, 4170 nt
Organism: Punica granatum (pomegranate)
Lineage: Eukaryota; Viridiplantae; Streptophyta; Magnoliopsida; Myrtales; Lythraceae
Source: the annotation of a RefSeq genome assembly